Tarenaya hassleriana is the source of this 1947-nucleotide messenger RNA. Its product is annotated as probable beta-1,4-xylosyltransferase IRX14H. Gene Ontology annotation, molecular function: galactosylgalactosylxylosylprotein 3-beta-glucuronosyltransferase activity; xylosyltransferase activity. The record is from RefSeq and is a predicted model, not a curated record. NCBI's taxonomy places the organism in Eukaryota, Viridiplantae, Streptophyta, Magnoliopsida, Brassicales, Cleomaceae. Gene Ontology annotation, biological process: glucuronoxylan biosynthetic process; plant-type secondary cell wall biogenesis. The transcript has 3 exons. The coding region runs from base 144 to 1676 and encodes 510 amino acids. Gene Ontology annotation, cellular component: Golgi membrane.
UCGUUGGACCAGAAUUGCAAUUAGGCUGCAGAAUCAAAAGCUUAAAUGCCAAGUAAUCAUUUGAUUAAAUCAAAACUCUGGUUAGAUUUUCUCCUUUAAUUUCCUCUGCUCUCACGGAAGCAGGAAGGAGAGAGGGAGAGAAGAUGAAGCUUUCUGUGUUCCCGCAGAGCUACUGGAACCGCCGGACCAACAGCUUCAGAUCGUCGCCGCCGUUGGAUCCUUCUUCCGACGGUGUCGGCGCCGGAAAGUCGCCGUCGGCGGUGUUCUGGCUCGUUCUUCAUGGCAUCUGCUGCUUGGUCAGCUUGGUUUUAGGCUUCCGGUUCUCCCGAAUAGUCCUCUUCUUCCUCUUCUCCGCUUCCGCUACUAAUUUCUACUCGACGGCGGUAUGGUCUUCCGGUGCCGGCGGCGGCCAGCUGCUGUUGAGGCCUCUUGACGCGCUCUCCACUUUACGGAACCUGGAAUCCUCGCCUAACCGGACGGCGCCGAACUCUAGAGUCGUGGUUGGAAGGCAGGGGAUCCGGAUCCGUCCGUGGCCACAUCCGAACCCGGUCGAGGUCAUGAGAGCGCACCAGCUUAUAGAGAGAGUGCAGAAGGAGCAGAGGCUGUUGUUCGGUGUGAAGAGCCCAAAGACAGUGAUUGCGGUGACGCCGACGUAUGUACGGACGUUCCAGGCUCUUCACCUUACCGGCGUUAUGCACUCGGUCAUGCUUGUGCCGUACGAUGUGGUGUGGAUCGUGGUCGAGGCCGGUGGAACCACCAACGAGACGGCUUCCAUCAUCGCGAAGUCAGGCUUAAGGACGAUUCACGUUGGCUUCGAUCAGAGAAUGCCGAAUACGUGGGAUGAUCGCCAUAAAUCAGAGAUCAAAAUGCGGCUUCGUGCUCUGAGAGCCGUGAGGGAGGAGAGAUUGGAUGGCAUUGUUGUGUUUGCUGAUGACAGUAACAUUCAUAGCAUGGAGCUUUUCGAUGAGAUUCAAAAUGUCAAAUGGUUUGGUGCUGUCUCUGUCGGAAUACUCGCCCAUUCGGGCAAUGCAGAUGAAUUGUCGGCAUUGAUGAAUCAAGGAGAGCAGGAAGAACACCCCUCGCCAGUCCAAGGUCCAAGCUGUGACGCCUCUGAUAAAUUGGUUGGGUGGCGCUCUUUCGACACACAGCCUUAUGCCGGGAAAAGUGCGGUUCAUAUCGUUGACAAAGCGGCUGUAAUGCCUGGCAGGCUGGAAUGGUCUGGGUUUGUCUUGAAUUCAAGGAUGCUAUGGAAGGAAGAUGUUGACGAUAAGCCCUCAUGGGUCAAGGAUCUUGACUUGCUGUUGGAGGGUAAUGAAGAGAUAGAUAGCCCCUUGUCUCUGGUAAAGGAUCCUUCCAUGGUGGAGCCACUUGGAAGCUGUGGCCGCCAAGUUCUGCUCUGGUGGCUUCGGGUUGAAGCUCGUGCCGAUAGCAAAUUCCCGCCAGGAUGGAUCAUCAACCCGCCACUGGAAAUCACGAUCCCAUCAAAGCGAACCCCAUGGCCGGACUCUGCACCAGAGCUCCCAGUGGCCAUCAAAGAAGGCCCCAUCAUCAAAUCGUCCACAUCAAGGAGAUCUAUGAAGCUUCGAGGAUCAAAACCCAAAAGUAAGAUGGAUCACUUCCAUAUUAACAGCCAACUCUCGUCGACAUCUACCCAGAAGAACAAGGAGAUGAGAUGAAGAAACAAAAGAUAUACCACAGCGGAACUGCCAAAUAGGUAAAUUUUUCAUUCAUAUUUUUUUCCCAAAAAGAAAAAAAAACUUGUUGGAGAAGGACGAAACCGUUGUUACAUGGUGAUGGGUUUUGGUCUUUCAUCGUAUACAUAGAAAAUCGUAGGGUUUUAGUUGGAUCCUUUGAUUCAGAGCGUACCCAAAAAAAGACAAAUGGAAACUCCUCUUGUAAUAAUAUAUUACACCCAAUCAAUCAUCAUGGCGAGACCCUUUUUUGUUU